AUGUCCCCUGAAGCCAACGGUAGCCCCUUUCCUGACGGGGCAACCACACAGGAGAAGGGUGUGGGAGAAGACGUGGACCCUCUUGAAGGAGUUGAUUUGACGAUCCCCGAUGACUGCGAAGAAGUUGCCAUGAAAAACGGAGUUACCUACAGGGGAGAAUGGAGAAACGGAAAACAGCACGGACGUGGGGAGCAGCGACAGGCACACGGGGUGGUGUACACUGGCCAGUUCAAUCAAGGGCAGAUCGACGGAUUCGGCAGACUCACCAGGGCCGAUGGCAGCAAAUACGAAGGGGAAUUCGUCAAGGGAAAAGCGGAAACGCGCACAAGACCAGGAGUAUACACUUUCCCUGACGGUUCGAAGUACGUUGGGCACUGGAAACAAGAUAAGCGACACGGCGAGGGGUGCGAGACCUUGGCAGACGGCUCCCAGUACCGCGGGCAGUUUGUCGACGGGCUGAAAUCUGGUCACGGGGUCAUGACAGCUUCGAAUGGAGAUAUUUAUGAGGGAGAUUUUCAACAGGGAGAGAUGAGCGGGCACGGGCGGUAUUCGUGGCCAGAUGGACGGGUAUACGAAGGGGAGUGGCGAGCGAGUCGCAUGCACGGACAGGGCACCUUCUACUUCACAGAUGGCAGAAAAUAUGAAGGCCAAUUUGUGGACAGCAAAAUGCAAGGGGAGGGGUGUCUGACCUGGCAGGACGGCUCCUCCUUCAGAGGCCAGUUCAAGAACGGGCUGCCUCACGGAGAAGGCCGCCACACGCCAAAGGGGGGUGCGCCAUCGCCUCUAGCUCUGUGGAACCUUGGAGUACGAGUUAAGUGGCUGGAGGAUCCGGUCGCAGUUCAGACCGAGGCAAACAUGUCUCCUGAGAAGCCUCAUGAAGCCCCUGCGAAGCAGAACUCUUCCCAGGGUGCCGCACAAUCUGAAGCAGCAGCAGAAGGAGCCGCGGCAGCAGCUGUUCCAGCAACAGCAGCAACAGCAGCAGCAAAGUAG
Messenger RNA from Eimeria maxima, 990 nucleotides. Its product is annotated as MORN repeat-containing protein, putative. Gene Ontology annotation, cellular component: cytosol. The transcript is spliced from 5 exons. Bases 1 to 990 code for a protein of 329 amino acids. NCBI's taxonomy places the organism in Eukaryota, Apicomplexa, Conoidasida, Eucoccidiorida, Eimeriidae. The record is from RefSeq and is a predicted model, not a curated record.